CGGUCCCCGAGCUCCUCACAGGCCGCUUGUCAUCGGCUUGCCUGAAGAGCCAGUCCAAGGGACUCCCGUGAGCCUCCCCCGCCGAGUCCGGUGCAACCCCCAUGCCCUCGAUGGCUCAUGGGAACUCAAUGGCUGCCUCCGCUGCCUCCAGCCCCACUUUCAAGGCCUCCUGGGGAAUGGGCCAGAAACGAGUGGCCCUGAUUGCCUGCCUGUUGGUCCUCAUCGUGCUGCUGCUGGCCCUCAUCCUGCUCUUCCUGUUCUGGCGAUCUGGCACGGGCAUCGUUUACAAGGAGCCGACCGAGAGCUGCCAUGAGCACGCCGAGCGGUGCGACGGGGUGGCGGACUGCGCCCAGAGGAGUGACGAGCUGGACUGUGUGCGCUUCGGCUGGAACCAGUCCCUGCUGCACGUGUUCUCCGGGGUGGAGAAGCAGUGGCUGCCCGUGUGCAGCGCGGCCUGGACCGAGGACCUCUCCAGAAUGACCUGCCAGCAGCUCGGCUUUCUGAAUGCCUCCCAAACGGAGUAUAUUCCACUGCCUUUUUCUGGGAAAAGUCUCUCCGUCGGACAGGUGCGCGACACGAUCCAGCAGAGCCUCAACAGAAGCUCCCAGUGCCACUCCAGGAAAUACGUUGCCCUCCGCUGCACAAGCUGUGGGCAACGGAUCUCUGGCCGUGUCGUUGGCGGCACAGAAGCGUCGGCCAGCAAGUGGCCGUGGCAAGUGAGCCUGCAGUACGGCUCCACGCACGUCUGUGGGGGCACCAUCAUCGACCCGCAGUGGGUGCUCACUGCGGCCCACUGCUUCUUCGUGAAUAGUGUGAAGAUCCUGGAUGAGUGGAAGGUGUAUGCCGGGGCCUCUGACCUCAGGCAUCUGACCGAAGGCAUCCUGGUUUCUCAGGUCAUCAUCAACACCAAUUACAGCGAUGACCACGACGACUACGACAUUGCGCUGAUGAAGCUCUCCCGGCCCCUGGCCCUCUCAGCUCAGGUCCGCCCAGCCUGCCUCCCCAUGUCUGGCCAGAAGUUCCCUCCGGGCAGGACCUGCUCCAUCACCGGCUUUGGCAAGGUCAACGAAAAUGAAGAGAACACGUCCCCCAAACUGCGUGAAGCAGAGGUGAAGAUCAUCGACUACCAGCUCUGCAACAGCCAGCUUGUCUACGAGGGUCACCUGACCCCCCGCAUGAUGUGUGCAGGGUACUUGCAAGGGGGCCGAGACUCCUGCCAGGGUGACAGUGGGGGCCCCCUGGUAUGCCAGGAUGGCAGCCGCUGGUACUUGGCCGGAGUGACCAGCUGGGGGACAGGCUGCGGCCAGAGGAACAAGCCCGGUGUCUACACGCAGGUCACCAAGCUGCUUAGCUGGAUUCACAGCAAAAUGGAGAGCAACUGAGCAGAGGAGGAAGGCUGCCCCUCCUGCAGAAGCGCCUCCUGCUCCUGGGACAUCCAGAGUCCAGCAUGGCAGAGGAGCAGCUGCUGCCACGGGCUCCUGGGCGAGGCUUGGAGAGUCGUGCAGCUGCUAUGGCAGAGCGUUU
This is a messenger RNA of Varanus komodoensis (Komodo dragon), 1524 nucleotides long. RefSeq names its product transmembrane protease serine 13-like. Gene Ontology annotation, molecular function: protein binding; serine-type endopeptidase activity. Gene Ontology annotation, biological process: proteolysis. The record is from RefSeq and is a predicted model, not a curated record. Gene Ontology annotation, cellular component: membrane. The transcript has 13 exons. Bases 102 to 1382 code for a protein of 426 amino acids. NCBI's taxonomy places the organism in Eukaryota, Metazoa, Chordata, Lepidosauria, Squamata, Varanidae.